Clupea harengus (Atlantic herring) is the source of this 1125-nucleotide messenger RNA. Its product is annotated as transmembrane protein 50B-like. The coding region runs from base 403 to 873 and encodes 156 amino acids. NCBI's taxonomy places the organism in Eukaryota, Metazoa, Chordata, Actinopteri, Clupeiformes, Clupeidae. The record is from RefSeq and is a predicted model, not a curated record. The transcript has 6 exons.
CUAUGGUUCUGACAAACGGCACACACUGCAAAAGGUGUGUACCCGCGCAAUAGACUGUACCCCAUCGGUCUUUUUUUUACGCGCGUGGGUUUAAAAGAGCUCCCGGGCGUCUCGUGUCAUACACCUGCGGUACCGAGCUGGACGGAUAUCGACCAAAGUGAUUAACGUCAAACCAUCUUCACACUCACUAAUUGAAUCUAACCGCCUUUUUUUCCGACUGUCUGGUGGAUUUGGGUAAUAAUACUGCUGUGAAAAUGAACUACAAGUGAAGCUGGUCAAGCCAGGCAACCCUUUAAAUCGCCACAGCGCUCCACUCCUUUCGCUUUCGGUUUAACCCCGCCUGUUUCUGCUCUGGGCUUGCAGCUAACGGGCGGAGAGAGGAAGACAAAGAGAGAGAGGAAGAUGGCGGGGUUCUUGGAUAACUUUCAGUGGCCGGCAUGUUUCGACCUCGGAGAGAAACGCAACACCGUGGCCUCCGUCGCGGCCGGGCUCUUGUUCUUCUCAGGUUGGUGGGUGAUAAUAGAUGCAGCUGUGAUUUAUCCAACUCAGGAAGCGCUCAACCACGCAUUCCACACCUGUGGAGUCUUCUCCACUAUAGCUUUUUUUAUGGUAAAUGCUGUCUCUAAUGGUCAGGUGAGGGGGGACACAUAUGGAGAAGGCUGCUUGGGUCGAACAGGAGCACGCCUCUGGCUUUUUCUUGGCCUCAUGUUGAUGUUCGCGUCACUGAUUGCUGCCACCUGGAUCCUGUUUGGAGCUUUUGUUGUCCCCGAUAAAGAGGUGGAUCCCGGCCUGUCCAUUUUCUUCCAGAAUCUUUUAAUCUUUUUCAGUACGCUCAUUUACAAGUUUGGACGGACUGAGGACCUUUGGGGAUAAAAGAACACAAACUUAUCCUAACAUUAAACACACACACACACACACACACACACAGUAUAUACACACUCACACACACUCACACACACUCACUCACACACACUCACACUCACACUCACACACACACACACACACACACACAGUAUAUAAACACACGCAAAAGCACAGAAUCUUCCAGUGUUAAGCCUGUUUUUGAGUCAAUUUGGAUUGUUUUUAAUUCUAAUAAUAAAACAGAAGUGUUAAGAUUGUUUUUAA